AUGAAGUCGUCUUGCGAGUCCAUCUCCGCCAACAUUUCUGCCAUCCACGAUGCCAUCCUUCACUCCCUCUCCUCCCCUGACACUGCCCCACGUGCCUCCUCCUUUGUCCCCGCUCGGGCUCCUGCCUAUGGAAUGGCCUGCAGGGUCAAGUACCUUGUCGACACCCCGGAAAACAUUUGGGGCUGCCUUGAUGAAUCCAUGUUCCUUGAGUCCUCUGCCCGCUACAUCCGGGCAAAGCUCGUGCACUCCAACCUGCUAGCCUCCAAGGACAGCAAGAACGUGCUCUCUAGUUUCCCUCUUCUUCAGCACCAAUGGCAGAUAGUCGAGGGUUUCAAGGCCCAGAUCUCGCAGAGGAGUCGAGAACGGCUUUUGGACCAGACAAUUGGUCACGGGAUAAACGCUUAUGCGGAUGCCUUGGCUGCUGUAGCCAUCACGGACGAGCUCGAACCGAAGCAGGUCUUGACUAUGUUCAUAGAGUCGAGAAAAUCGAUCAUUUGGCAGAAGCUUAGCGCGUGUGGCCGUGAUGAUGGUGCUGGCAGUUCUGGAGUGAUCUCCACCUUGUGUGAUAUCCUGAAGAUAAUUCAGAUCACGGUGUGUCAGGUGGGCGAAUUGUUCCUGCAGGUACUGAAUGAUAUGCCUUUGUUCUAUAAGACCAUUCUGGACACUCCUCCGGCUUUCCAGUUAUUCGGAGGAGUACCUAACCCGGAUGACGAGGUGAAGCUGUGGAAUUUGUUUAAGGACAAGUUGGAGUCUGACAUGGUGUUGCUGGGCAGGGAUUUUAUUUCAGGGACUUGUUCCGACUGGCUUAGGAACUGCGGCAAGGAGAUUACUAGCAAGAUCGGUGGUAGGCACUUGAUAGAUGUGGUCACGAGUGGCUCCGAGCUUUCUCUGGCCGAGAAGUUGAUAAGGGAGACCAUGGACAGCAAACAGGUCUUGGAAGGUAGCUUGGAGUGGCUGAAGAGUGUUUUCGGUUCAGAGAUUGAGCUGCCGUGGAAAAGGACUCGCGAGCUUGUGCUGGGUGAGGACUCUGAUAUAUGGGACGAUAUCUUUGAGGAUGCUUUUGCUCAGAGGAUGAAAGGGAUUAUAGAUGCGCAAUUUGACAAGUUGCGGAGAGUUGUUGAUGUGGCGGAUUCAGUCCAAUCAAUAGCAAACCCUCUAGCGGAUCUUGCUGGUUCUGAAGAUUACCUGAAUAGAUUUCAAAGUAGUGGUGGGGUUUGGUUCGUGAAUCCCAAUGGGAAGAAGUUAGGUUCUAUUCCUGGAACGAAAUUGCACCAGCCUCAAGAAAAUGAUUUUGCAAGCUGUCUCAGCACUUAUUUUGGCCCUGAAGUGAGCCGGAUAAAAGAUGCCGUGGAUACUUGUUGUCAUAAUGUUCUCAAGGAUCUCCUCAGUUUCAUGGAAUCACCAAACGCGCCACGUAGGCUGAGGGAUUUGGCGCCGUAUGUACAAAACAAGUGUAGUGAAAGUCUGUCGGCCAUCUUAAAACAGCUCAAGGAUGAACUCGACAGCCUAUACAGUGAUCUAGAAAAUGAGAAUAAAGAUGAGAAGUCUUCACUUUCUUCUGCUAUACUCAUUGAGCGGUCAUUAUUUGUUGGGAGACUUCUCUUUGCAUUUCAGAAGCACGCUAGACAUAUACCCAUAAUACUUGGUUCUCCGAGGUCAUGGGUGAGUGAAGUUUCAGCUGCUACUUCAUCCCUGAUUGGCUUGAAGAAUGAAAGGGUGGCCAGUGACUCAAAAAUGAUUGAUAUUCAUGGGAGAAGAAUGCUUGAUUCCAGCACGAAACACGCUUCACUAGUGACUGGUGCGCUAUUCCGAGCGGAUGACAAGUUGAGCCCACAUCUUGAAGAAUUAAGGCAGACAACCAAAGAUCUUUGCAUGAGAGCUUACAAUCUGUGGAUAUCAUGGGUUGCUGGUGAACUUUCAAAUAUUUUUUCAAGAAAUCUAAAACGGGAUGAUGCCUUGUCAUCCACUGCUCCAGUCAGAGGUUGGGAGGAGACAGUGGUCAAGCAGCAAGAACAAUCAAGUGAUGGCCAGUCAGAGAUGAAGAUAUCUCUUCCUUCAAUGCCUUCUCUAUAUGUGACUUCAUGUUUAUUUUAUGCAUGUGAAGAGAUUCAUCGUGUUGGUGGGCAUGUACUUGAUGUAGCAAUUCUGCAGAACUAUGCCAAAACGCUUAUUGAUAAGGUUCUUGGGAUUUAUGAUGACUUCCUGUCAACUGAAGUUCUUAUGUCGCAAGUUUCAGAGAAAGGUGUUCUACAAAUGUUAUUCGAUUUGAAAUUUGCUUCUGAUAUCCUGUCUGGGGGUGAUUUCCAUGCAAAUAAGGAGGCAUCUGAAAUCACAAGCGUGAAAUCCCCUUAUAGGAGGAAGCAGAAAGCUCAGUCACAAAAUUCGUUAAUGGGACAACGCACUAAGGAAUUGGUGAAUCUCCUUUCACAGAGACUUGAUCCCAUAGAUUGGCUCACGUAUGAGCCAUAUCUUUGGGAGAACGAGAGACAGGCAUACCUUAGGCAUAGUGUCCUCUUUGGUUUCUUUGUGCAACUUAAUAGAAUACACACAGACACUGUACAGAAGCUCCCCACUAACUCCGAAUCAAACAUCAUGCGCUGUUCUGUAGUGCCUCGGUUCAAAUACCUUCCCAUCAGUGCUCCAGCCUUAUCCAUAAGGAAUGUAGCCAGAACAUCUGUGCCGACGUCCGUGGAUGAUGCUUACUCGAGAAAUUCCUGGAGAAGUUACAAAAGUGACGAGGUGUCUCGAAGUUCUGAUGUCGAUGAGGACUCAAGUUUAGGGGUGGCCGCACCCUUUUUGAAGUCCUUUAUGCAGGUCGGUAGCAGAUUUGGGGAGAGCACACUAAGGCUGGGGUCGAUAUUAACUGAUGGGCAAGUUGGAAGAUUUGGGGACAUAUUACCUGCUCAGGCAGCUGGACUUCUUUCAUCAUUAACUGCUGCUAGAACAGAUUCUUGA
Messenger RNA from Striga hermonthica, 2955 nucleotides. The record is from the annotation of a GenBank genome assembly. NCBI's taxonomy places the organism in Eukaryota, Viridiplantae, Streptophyta, Magnoliopsida, Lamiales, Orobanchaceae.